Miscanthus lutarioriparius is the source of this 1380-nucleotide messenger RNA. Lineage: Eukaryota; Viridiplantae; Streptophyta; Magnoliopsida; Poales; Poaceae. The record is from the annotation of a GenBank genome assembly.
AUGGCGCGACUCGCACGACAAAGCGAUCUCGAGGCGGCGGAGGACCGGAGCGGACCACGCGGCCAGGGCGGCGUCCACGCGCUCGGGGCUGCAGUAGCGGAGGGAGAGCUCGGGGAGGUGGGUCCAGACGCGGCGCCAGCGACGGGAGAGGACGCUGGUGCGCGCCGCGUCGUCGGUGCUCGGAAGGCAGAUCAGGAUGCGGUGGAGGAGGUGAUCGGGGAGGUCGCUGAUGCGAUCGGCCCCGCCCCCGAGGCAGCUGUCGACGACGACGUUCCCCUGAUCCGCGACCAUGAUCUUCCUGUCGCAGAUCUCCAGCGGCGGACGGCGACUUCGACAAAUGUUCCCUCCGAUGCCGAUGUCCUUUUAGUUGCCGCCGCGGUGACCUCAAUUCCGAACCCAGAAACCUGGAAUCCUUUGGAAUUGACUAAUUCAGACCUCCGCGGCGCCGCUCCUCCUCGUCUCGUCUCCCCCGCUAGCGGCCUGCGGCCACAGCACUACAGAUCUGGUAUCAUGAGUGCAAGUAAUGGGAAGAAGAAGUAUAGGGGCUAUCUUACUUGGACGGAUGAUAUGGAUCAGGUGCUCCUGGAUGUUCUUGUUGAGCAUCACAACAAUGGGGAUCACACAGCAACCGGGUGGAAGCCACAUGUAUACACUGCAGCAGUGAGGAAUGUGCGGGAGAAGUGCAACGUGGACAUCACAAAGGACCAUGUGAUGUCAAGAUGCAAGACGUUCGACAAGCACUGCAAUGUACUUGGCAGAAUACUCGCUCAUGAUGGAUUUGAGUGGGAUCAGGAUAGGAACAAGCUUGUGAUUCACAAUGAGGAUGCUUGGAGCAGAUACAUAGAGAAAAACAAAGCUGCUGCUUGCUAUCAGCAUAAAGUUAUCAAGAACUGGGGUGCAAUAAGCCUAAUAUUCUCCAGAGAUCCUUCUGCCACAAGUGAAGAUGUCAGUGCAGGUGCUGAGAAUGGCCAAGAGUUGGCAACGAAGUGUGCCGAAGAUGUCCAGGACCAUACUCCAAGUUCACCUUCAACAUCUGGACCUAGCAGUCAAUACCGUCCUGGACCACCCUUAAUGACCCAAUCAAACAAACAAGGCAGGAGGAAGAGGUUCAGAACAAAUGAUGCUCUCUUUUGCAUGUCUGGUGACAUCAAAAAUUCGUUCCAAAUAUCUAUGAAGUCAAAUGAGACUCUAGAUGAGCCAAACAGUGCAUCCCCUAAGGAAAUCUUUGCAACACUUCAAGCAAUACCCAACCUAGCACGUGAUGACUUGCUAAGGGCCUAUCGUAUCCUCACAAGCAGUGAUCGUAAGUUUGAAUGUCUUAGGGUACUUCCAAUGGACAUGAGGAAGGAUUGGUUGUUGAUGGAGAUUGGGAAGAAGUGA